AACUUGAAUUAUCAUAUCUUAUCUCACUCUUCAACCUUCAAUCUUCAAUACUUUCAUUUCAUUACAUUUUUGAAAAAUGGAUUCCCAGAAGUUGAGCCACCAAGCUGGACAGGCCCACGGCCAAGCUCAGGAGAAGUUGAGCCAUCACACUGGACAGGCCCAGCAGAGCUUGAGCCAUCAAGCUGGACAGGCCCAGCAGAGCUUGAGCCAUCAAGCUGGACAGGCUCAGCAGAGCUUGAGCCAUCAUGCUGGACAGGCCCAGGGCCAAGCUCAAGAGAAGGGUAGCAACUUGAUGGACAUGGCUAGCAAUGCUGCUCACACUGCAAAAGAAACUGCUCUAGAGGCUGGUCACCAGGUGAAGGCAUCAGCACAAGGAGCAGCUGAGGCUGUGAAGAAUGCAACUGGCUUGAACCAGAAUCAGAAGUGAAGCAAUAAAGCUUAAGGAACCCUAAUAAAGCAGUUUUAUUCAGUUUUUUUCUUUUUGUUUUCUAGGGCAUUAUGUAUGAAAUGAUGCUCUAAUUUAGUUUGUUGCUCCUUAUUAGGAGUCAUGUGAAUAAUUCUUUGUUUAGAUUAGAGAACUAUGAUUUAGUUCUCUUUUUAUUCAUUGAUCAAUGAAAUAUAUAUAUUAGAAUACUCAA
Molecule: messenger RNA, 638 nt
Organism: Vicia villosa (hairy vetch)
Lineage: Eukaryota; Viridiplantae; Streptophyta; Magnoliopsida; Fabales; Fabaceae
Exons: 2
Coding region: 77-427 (116 amino acids)
Source: RefSeq, a predicted model, not a curated record